AUGAAUCUUAUUUCAAAUCGGUACCAGCCAAUAAACCUGCAUGACGCAAAUACUGAGGUUGUGAACACUGCCAAGGUUGGUACAGCAACACAAGCGCACACAGGAAAUCCAGUGUGUUGCAGCAGAUUUUACGAUGCUGUAUAUUUAACACUCGAAAUUGUCUACGCUUGCAUGGGCUCCUGUGAAUCAAUAGAGUCAAAAGCUUCUCGCGAAGCUGCAAUAAUCUCGAAGAAGAUUGAUAAGGAACUGGAAAGGAAGAACAAUGGCAACAUGGAACAAAAGUUGUUGUUGCUUGGUCCCGGCGAGAGCGGAAAAAGCACCUGUUUAAAGCAGCUGAAAAUUAUGCAUGCUAACGGCUACUCGGAGCAGGAAAUACAGGAGAAGAAAUUUGUUGUUUACAUGAACAUCGUGCAAUCGAUGGCGGCCCUCUUGGAUGCAAUGGAAACUCUAGGAAUUGCGUUUGACAACAAUUCUAUGGAGAUUCACGGGAAGCUUGUGCGCAAAGUUCAUGCUUCUGGUUGCGAAUUUAUCGAAUGGGGACCAGAACUUCGAUCCGCCGUCAAAGAACUGUGGGCUGAUAGUGGCGUCAGGAAAACAUAUUCACUGAGGAGUUCCUUUCACAUCAGUGAAAGUGCAGAAUAUUUCUUCAAUGACUUGGAUCGAAUUUCCAAAAAGAACUAUAAGCCAUCAAUACAGGAUAUACUUCACACAAGAAUUCCCACUUCUGGUGUAGUACAAUUUUACUUUACCAUGAAAGGAAUCAAUUUUGAGGUAUUCGAUGUAGGAGGACAACGGUCCGAACGGAGAAAAUGGAUACAUUGCUUUGAUAACGUCAAUGCCGUCAUUUAUGUAGCGGCAAUCAGCGAGUAUGACCAAGUGCUGCGUGAAGAUAACAAAACACGGAGCGUGAUGGUACUGGCUAUGCGCCUUCUAUCGCAUAUAUUCGACGACGUUUCGAAAAUGCUCUAA
Messenger RNA from Cylicocyclus nassatus, 969 nucleotides. Lineage: Eukaryota; Metazoa; Nematoda; Chromadorea; Rhabditida; Strongylidae. The record is from the annotation of a GenBank genome assembly.